Colletotrichum costaricense is the source of this 819-nucleotide messenger RNA. RefSeq lists its product as uncharacterized. The record is from RefSeq and is a predicted model, not a curated record. The transcript has 3 exons. Gene Ontology annotation, cellular component: cytoplasm. Gene Ontology annotation, molecular function: aldehyde-lyase activity. NCBI's taxonomy places the organism in Eukaryota, Fungi, Ascomycota, Sordariomycetes, Glomerellales, Glomerellaceae. Bases 1 to 819 code for a protein of 272 amino acids.
AUGGCCAGCCAAAUCCAGUCCCCCACCGUGGAUGCAUCAGGAAAGACAAGGCUACGCGAAUCAUUAGAGCGCGCGAAGAGACGUCAAGGGCCCAGUGUUGGCCAAUGGCUAGAGUUUCCAGGUUACUCCCUGGCGAGGACAGUGGCGCCGUUGGGUGAGGAUUGGGUUCUCAUAGACACGGAGCACGGGAACAUCGAUGACAGCCAGAUGUAUCUCCAAGAGCAAGCUGAAGCCAUCGUUCGCGCUUGCAAGUAUCCCUCCUCGCGCUGGCCACAAGGUCUUCGAGGCGCGGGAGCUAUGUUUGCCCCCGCAGCUUUCAACCAAACCGGCCGAGAGUACCUUCUUACCGCCAACGACAACGUUAUGGUUUGCGUACAGAUAGAGAGCCGAAAGGCCGUAGAGAACGUGGAAGAAAUCGCGACUGUUGACGGCAUCGACAUGUUAUUCAUCGGACCCAACGAUCUUGCUUCAUCCAUGGGUUAUGUGGCAUUUGACCAUGCCUCAAUACCAGAAGUUCAGGAGGCGUCAACACGCGUGCUCAAAGCAGGGCUUGAUGCUGGGAAAUAUGUCGGUCAUUUUGCUCUUAGUGCCGAUGCUGCGGCAUUGAAGUACGAGCAAGGGUUUCACUUCGUAAACUGCGGAGCCGAUAUCGUCGCCAUCACAGCUUGGAUGUCAGAGGAAAUGGCCAAGUUGAAGGACUUGGUAGCGGCUAUGGGGAAACAAAGAAGCGAGGUUGAACAAAAGAUCGACGGAAAGCAGGGAAACGACGAUUCAGAGAAUAAGUUACUCUCAAACCAGAGCAAGUUUGGCUACAGUUAA